Molecule: messenger RNA, 477 nt
Organism: Leucoraja erinaceus (little skate)
Lineage: Eukaryota; Metazoa; Chordata; Chondrichthyes; Rajiformes; Rajidae
Product: protein PET100 homolog, mitochondrial
Exons: 4
Coding region: 50-295 (81 amino acids)
Biological process (GO): mitochondrial respiratory chain complex IV assembly
Cellular component (GO): mitochondrial inner membrane; mitochondrion
Source: RefSeq, a predicted model, not a curated record
GGCCAAUGGCAGCACGCGGGGACGGGCGGGCUGGUGGCCCGGAGACAAGAUGGGGGGCGUGAGGCUGGAGAUCGCGCGGAUGUUCAUUUACCUGUCAUUUCCUGUGACAGUGUUUUGGAUAUCAAAUCAAGCAGAGUACUUUGAAGAAUACGUCGUCAAAAGAAAGAGAGAAAUCUAUCCGCCAGAAGAGAAGAUGCACCGCAAAGAACUGGAAGACUUCAAGGAACGGAUGAGAGUGAAGCGGGAACAGAAACUCCUGCAUCAAGCAGAUACACAGAAAGUUUCAGAACAGUAAUACAGAAUCAGAAGUUGCCAGUACUUACGGGCAAAACUUCAAUUGAUGCAGCCUGUUGGAAUUUUGCAAAAUUAUUAUUUCUUUCUUCUGGAGAGCUUUAUCAGCAUAUCUUACCAUUACCUUACCAUUCCUGUCAUGACCUGAUGAACUUUUAUUUAAAAAAAUAAAAUUAUUGAGUAUAA